Molecule: messenger RNA, 1395 nt
Organism: Thermothelomyces thermophilus ATCC 42464
Lineage: Eukaryota; Fungi; Ascomycota; Sordariomycetes; Sordariales; Chaetomiaceae
Exons: 2
Coding region: 1-1395 (464 amino acids)
Biological process (GO): tetrahydrofolylpolyglutamate biosynthetic process
Cellular component (GO): mitochondrion; cytoplasm; cytosol
Molecular function (GO): tetrahydrofolylpolyglutamate synthase activity; ATP binding
Source: RefSeq, a predicted model, not a curated record
AUGGCUGCCCCCAGCGUGCCCGACGACGCUUACGCCACCGCGCUCUCCCGUCUGGCGCAGCUCCAGUCCAACCGUGCCGUCACCUCUCUCUUCGACCCUGCCCCAGCAACAGCCGCCGCUUCAGCAGGAGGAGCAGGAGGAGGAGGAGGAGGGGGAGGCGGCAAACCCGCCGACCUAAACGCCCUGGCCAUUCCCGAGAUGCUCGCCUGGCUCGGCCGGGCAGGGUACACGCCCGCGUCGCUGGCCGCCUUGCCGGUGCGGUUCGUGCACGUGGCGGGGACCAAGGGCAAGGGCAGCGUCAGCGCGCUGAUCGCGUCCGUCCUGGCGCAGUACCCCGGGGCCGGGCGGGUUGGCUUGUACACGUCGCCGCACGUGCUGUCGGUGCGCGAGCGGAUCGUGCUGGACGGCGCCCCGAUCGCGCCCGACCGGUUCGCGCGCUACGGCGUCACGGCCACGGUGGUGACGCAGCUGGGGAUCGAUCACGUCGGCAUGCUGGGCGACACGGUCAACAAGAUCGCGUGGCACAAGAGCGGCAUCUUCAAGGAAGGCGUCAAGGCCUUCACCAGGCGGCUGCCCGAGGCGCAAGAGCACCAGCGCGGCGUCAUGGAGGUGCUGCGCCGGCGGGCGCGCGAGAAGGGCGCCGUCCUGGUCGAGGUGCCGGACGAGGAGGUCGAGCGGUGGGGAGGGGUCGACGGCGCCCGCCUGCAGGGGCCGUUUCAGAAGUACAACAUGGCCCUGGCCGUCCACGCCGCGAGGGAGCACCUGCUGCGCGUCGGGGUCAGGUUCGAGGGCAGGUUCGGGACGGACGAGUGGUUGCUCGGCGACAUGCCGCCCGAGUUCGUCCGGGGGCUGCGCGAGGCCGCCCUGCGCGGGCGCUGCGAGGUGCUCCGGGACGCGCAGCAGGGCACCAUCAUCGAGUGGCACGUCGACGGCGCGCACACCGACGACAGUCUGGCCGGGGUGGGCCGGUGGUUCGCGGACAGGGCGGGUGGCGACGACAACGACGGCGGCGGCGGCGGCAGCGUGCGGGUAUUGCUGUUCAACCAGCAGGAGAGGGAUCCGGCGCCGCUGUUGAGGGCGCUUCUAUCUGGAGCGCAGAGCGGCGGCCGGACCGCCUUCGACCAUGCCAUAUUUACGAGGAACGAAGAGGAGGAACCGGCAGAUGGCGAGGAACGCGACCUCUCUACGCAGAUCAGGGCACAGGAGACGAUGCAGGAGGCCGCCGACGGCACGACCACCACGACGGUGCACAACGCCGUCCGUCCCGCGGUGGAGCAGAUCAGGCAUAUCGCGGCGCAGGCGAGGGAGCAAGGGAAGCCGUGCCGGGUGCUGGUUACGGGAAGUUUCCACCUGGCGGGCGCCGUGCUCAAGAUCAUUGACCAUGCCGAAUACUAA